AUGUUUACAACUUUAAUUACUUCAACAGUUAUCUACCCUAUUCCAACUGUUGAACAAAAUUUUAUCGUUGCUUGUCAUAACUUGUUUCGUUCUGAUGUAGCUCGUGGUAAAGGAGAGAAUUCAGAAGGAUUUUUACCUGAAGGGGCGAAUAUAAAACAAAUAUUUUAUGACAAUGAUUUGGAAAAAAUUGCUAGAAAAUGGAAUUGUUCGGGUGGAAAUGACGAGGAAUAUGGGGAAAAUGUUUAUGGUUAUACAGGAAAACCCGACAAACUAUUUUUCAAACAGCCACAGGAAGAGGAAUAAUUUUGAAAUUUAUUGUAAAUGUUAGGGUUGAGGUUUUCGAGCCGGGCUGCAUCUUUUCGAGUCAUUUUUUGGGCAUCAUUUUUAUCGGGCCGGCUCGACCGAGUCUUUUUCUGGCCAAAAUUCGAUGCCCGACCGGGCCCCCAACCAAUCAUAAUUUUUCAAUAAAGUUAGAAAACUUUUGAUUGAUUCCUCACAUCC
This is a messenger RNA of Meloidogyne enterolobii, 501 nucleotides long. The record is from the annotation of a GenBank genome assembly. Lineage: Eukaryota; Metazoa; Nematoda; Chromadorea; Rhabditida; Meloidogynidae.